This is a messenger RNA of Argentina anserina (silverweed cinquefoil), 1100 nucleotides long. Its product is annotated as protein-L-isoaspartate O-methyltransferase 1-like. Gene Ontology annotation, cellular component: cytoplasm. Gene Ontology annotation, biological process: protein modification process. NCBI's taxonomy places the organism in Eukaryota, Viridiplantae, Streptophyta, Magnoliopsida, Rosales, Rosaceae. Gene Ontology annotation, molecular function: protein-L-isoaspartate (D-aspartate) O-methyltransferase activity. The record is from RefSeq and is a predicted model, not a curated record. The coding region runs from base 232 to 924 and encodes 230 amino acids. The transcript has 4 exons.
AAUCCAUUAUCGUCGUCAGCGUCAUCAUUGAGAGCUGUAGCCAUAGGCCGUAUAGCAUAUGGUUGCUUCUACACACCAAGCCACAUCAUAACCUUCACCCCUACUCGCUCUUUCUCCCACCUUCUCCAACUCCAACUCCGCCGCCGCCGCAGCACAGUCUCACUCCUCCGACCAACCACUCUCUCCUCCUCCUGUCCUAGUUUCCUCACGGGGAAUUCCCACUUCUGCGGCAUGGCGUGGCUCUUGUCCGGGCGUGGAAUUCAUGAUAGCAAGGCAAUGGUGGAGGGUUUGAAAAGUUAUGGAGUGAUUAGUUCUAGUAAAGUUGCUGAAGUGAUGUGGAGUAUUGAUAGGGCUCUGUUUGUGCCUGAAGGCAGCUCAGCUUACGAUGACUCGCCCAUGUCGAUCGGUUAUAAUGCCACCAUUUCUGCACCUCAUAUGCAUGCAACAUGCCUGCAAUUGUUGGAAAAGAAUUUGCAGCCUGAUAUGCAUGCUUUGGAUGUUGGUUCUGGGACGGGAUAUUUGACAGCAUGUUUUGCAUUGAUGGUUGGGCCAAAAGGUCGAGCAGUGGGAGUAGAACACAUUCCGGAGUUGGUCUCUUCCUCAAUUGAGAAUAUUCAAAAAAGUGCAGUAGCACCAUUACUGAAAGAAGGGUCCCUCUCAGUGCAUGUCGGUGAUGGAAGGCUAGGUUGGCCAGAAUUUGCACCUUAUGAUGCUAUUCAUGUCGGGGCAGCCGCUCCAGAAAUACCACAAUCACUUAUUGACCAGUUGAAGCCUGGAGGCAGAAUGGUGAUUCCUGUGGGGAAUAUCUACCAGGAUUUAAAGGUCGUGGACAAAAACAUGGAUGGUUCCGUAAGUAUCCACACUGAAACUGCAGUUCGUUAUGUUCCACUCACAAGUCGAGAAGCUCAGUUGAGAGGCCUUUGAGGCCUGCCGAUGUGUUUCACUUGGAACUUGGAAAUCAUGUCCCUGGUCUAUUUUCACUAGAAUCCUGGAAAUCUGUAUAGUUGUUGCUAUGGCUUUCUCUUAAUGGAUUGUUGAACUUCUGGUUUUGUCACUGUAAAUUUUGUCGCGGUGAACAAUAAAUGUUUAGUUACCUGGUA